CUCAGUGUUCGUGUCGCUCUCCUCGCGGAUGAAUCUCGCAGGGAUGGAGAUCAGAGUGGCUCGUUUUCGCGUUCGCCGGAGAUAAAGUGAUUUUAAGGAGAAAUGCGGCGUGUUUCGCGUGCUGAAGAUCUCACACACCGCCGGUCCUGAGCUCGCGUUGAGACGAGGAGCGGCGCUGGGAAGUUUAAUGCUCCUCAAGAGCGACCAUCUGAGCCGCAUCUCCCACCCAGAUUUGCCGUUUUAUGCAGUCUCGUGCAAUCUGAGAGAUCAGGUUAAAGGUUUCCUGAGAAUAGCACUGGCGUCCACCUCAGAUGACUCGUCCACGAAACGAUCACGGCACGUUAAUCCAUUUCGAUUGGUCUGGAACGGCGUCGCAGGUGCUCGCCGGUCGAUGUAUCCGUGUCUGCGUGCUGCUGAAAUGAUUAUCUGACGCUCGAACAUCGCUCGUGAGAUUUCACCUGCUGGUUUUGGCGCACAAAGUUAGGAUGACCUACAAAUGGUGUCUGUUUCUCCCCGCUGGGCUCAUGCUCCUGAACUAGGGUGGGGGGGUGUCGCCCCGUUCUGCCAUGAAAGGCUACACCCCCCAGCGCACCCGUCACCUGUCCGAGUGCGAGCCGCCCCGUUCUCCCAGUCACCGGGAGCCUCUGUACCCCCCCUCCGCCUCCUCCACCCUGUCCCACGCCCCGUUCCUCCUCCCAGCAGCCAUGGAGCACUACGGAGCCCUGGACCCGCACCACUUCUCCCCGACGCCCGACUGCCUGAUGCCCCUCAACAACCAGCUGUCCUCCAGCAGCACCUUUCCCCGGAUCCACUACAACUCCCACUUCGACCAGGGAGACUUCGGGCCCGGGGCCGACAGCAUUGGGGGGAUCAGCACCGGGACACUGGGGACGUCUAUGUCCAUGGGCAUGGGUCUCGGAGUGGGACGGACCGCCAUGAUCACCAGCGGAUCCGCAACUAUAUCAGGAGCAGGAAAGAUGAACCGGUUGCCUCCUAACCUCCUGGACCAGUUCGAGAAACAGCUUCCGGGUCAACCGGACGGCUUCAGCACGUUGCAGUUCCAUCGAAGCACCGCGGUGACGACGACCAAACAGCAGCAACAGCAGCGCACCGACAGCCCGGGAAAAAUACGCUACCUAGUUCACUCUGUCCAGAAACUGUUCGCCAAAUCCCAGUCGCUGGAAAACUCCGCCAUCAAGGGAAACAUGAACGGCCGGAACAGCCGAUCGUCGAGCAGCGAUGACAAACACCAUCGGAGCAAAAGCAAAGACCGAGCGAAGAGCGAAGGGACGGCCAAACGGAGGCCACGGUCCAACAUGUCCGGAUACUGGAGCUCUGACGAUUUGGACAGUGAUAUUAGCAACUAUAGGAACCCGAUGGCCAUGAUGACUUUGGGUCGGCCAGCGGUGGGAUCCGGACCGGGGCCGGACGGACAGGUGGCAUCCAGGUACUUCAUGCAGGGCUACAGCACCAUGAGCGAGCACACGCUCAAAUCCUCGAAGAGUAACAGUGACCUGAAGCACCAGGGGCUCCCUGCACUCCCGGGGCCAGGCGGCGGUGGCAUCGGAGGAGGCCGAGGGCCGAUGUUUGACGGGAACUUUAGUAAAGGAGGACCCUGGUCCACGCUUACGUUAGGACCCACCAGACAGGUGUGCCAGAAGGGCUCGGCCACGCUGGACCGCACCCUGCUGAAGUCCAAAUCUGUCCAGCAGGAUCUGGGCUGCCACUUCCUGCAGGUGCGCGGGAGGAUGCCCUCCACUGGUGACUGGACGGGGACUCUGGGCCGAAGCGGGCCCAUGGGCGAGAUCCCUUGUAGACGGAUGCGUAGCGGCAGUUACGUCAAAGCCAUGGGCGACCUCGAGGACAGCGACGACUCCGACGGGAGUCCCAAACCCUCGCCCAAGAGCGCCGCUCGGAGACAGAGCUACUUACGCGCAACACAGCAAUCACUAAGUGACCAGUUCCCCUCAAGAAACCGUCUGCUGGACUACUCGAUGCUGCAGGGGGACCUGGAGGCUCUCUGGUCCCCCCUCCACAGCAUCAGCACCCUGCAGCAGAUCGGACGCUCUGUCAGCUGUCUUCCUUCUCUGCGAGAGUUCUCUGGGAAUCGCAGCCUGGAUAACCUGGACUGCAUCGGAGGCAGUUCUCCGUUCCCAAACUGGGACGAUGAUGACUUCAGUCAGGGCUGCAGCACGCUGGGACGAGGCAGCUGCAUCAGUCAGGUGCGAGACAUGGAGUUGAGCCAGCAUUACGGAGACGAGCUGGACGACAUGCAUCUUCACUCGCGCUGCAGCGAGCCUCCCGACAUGCCCAUGCCCACGUGCUUCCGCUCACGCAGCCAUAGUUACCUUCGUGCCAUCCAGGCCGGCUGUUCUCAAGACGACGACACGGCCUCCAUGGAUUCUGAUUCCCCGCCUCCCACGACCACCACCACCGUCCGCACCUACAGCAACAGCACCGUCUCCACGUGUAUGACCACCUGUAAGAAGGUGGCUCCGCCCCCCGUACCUCCUCGAACCACCUCCAAACCCUUCAUCUCCGUCACCGUUCAGAGCAGCACCGAAUCCGCUCAGGACUGCUACCCCGACCCUCACGACCGCAAGAGCGAGGCCAACAGCCAAUCGGGGCGCAGCAACUCCUCCGACAGCCUCGACAGCCUAGCCAAAGGGUCGCGACCCCAGCUUCCCGUAGCUCCGCCCCGUGAACCCCAGAUCCCGGCGGCCGUGGUCAUCUCUCCCAGCCCGCUCCGAGAGUCCCAUCAUGAGCAGGUGAAGGGGGAGGCGCUCGCCGCGGACGAACCCCCCGCAGACCCCGUCCCGAGAAGAAAGCUCUCCUCCAUCGGGAUUCAAGUGGACUGUAUUCAGGAAAUCCAGGCUAAGGUCGAGACGCCGCCGCUGGCCAGGUUCCAGUCGAUCGGUGUUCAAGUGGAGGACGGCUGGACUUUCAGCCGCUCCAGUAGUAUGGCCUCUCGGCAAGAGACGGACUCAGACACACAAGAUCUCUCGCUCACAUCGCUAACAUUCCCGUCCAACUCCAAGCACGCCGAGAAGAAAGUCAUGGUCAACAGCGCCAGCCAAUCGGUGGACUCGCCUCCGCAGCUCUCCCUCGACAACGGUAACCAUGACAACGACGUGGCGGUGACGACCAGCGGCCCCUCCCGACAGAUCCUGACCAACCGCUCGACCACGCAGAGCAGCUCCUCGUCCUUCUCCGAGAGCCUGGAUCCGGCCCUCGACCCCUCGUCCCUCCCGCCGCCCGACCCCUGGCUGGAGAGCGGGAACGGGACGGGGAACGGGGGCCCCUCCCAGCCGCUGACGGGGGCCACGGGGGCCGCAGCGUGCCGGCGGGACGGUCACUGGUUCCUGAAGCUCCUGCAGGCCGAGACGGGACGGAUGGAGGGAUGGUGCAGUCAGAUGGAGAAAGAGACCAAAGAGCACCAGCUCUCAGAGGAGGUUUUGGGGAAGGUCCGGACCGCGGUGGGCUGUGCUCAGCUCCUCAUGUCCCAGAAGUUCCAGCAGUUCAGAGGCCUGUGUGAACAAAACCUGAAUGUGAACGCAAACCCCAGACCCACGGCUCAAGAUCUGGCUGGGUUUUGGGAUCUUCUUCAGCUCUCAAUAGAAGACAUCAGCCUCAAGUUUGACGAGCUUUAUCAUCUCAAAUCAAACGACUGGAAGCUGGAAGGAGACUCACCGGAGAAGCAGGAGAACCAGAAGCAGGCUCCACCGGUGCCCAAGAAGCCUGGGAAGAGUAAAGCGGCCCUGGGCCGAGAGAAGAGCAACGACUCGGUGGACAAACAGAGACAGGAGGCUCGCAAGCGGCUCAUGGCGGCCAAGAGAGCUCAGUCCGUCAAGCAGAACUCUGCCACCGAGAGCGCCGACAGCAUCGAGAUCUACGUCCCCGAGGCUCAGACGCGGCUCUGAGGAGAUGCACAAACCAGCUCAAGGGCUCCGGCGUCGCUCAACACCAAAAGCUGCUUUCAACGGCGAGAGGGUCGAGGGACGAGGACGGAAACGAACAGUGAGAACAGACUGCCAAGGAAAACCUCACAACCAAUCUUAUUAGUCGCGAUUUAAUAAUGUUAUCGGUAUGAUAAUUAAUAUGGGACCGCUGUCGAUUACGAUUACCGUCCUAAACUCUAUCAGAUUGUUUUAAUUGUUUCGGAUAAGAACUCCUGUAUCGUAGAAACAAGCCCGCCGCCCGCGUCUUUCCCCGCUGGAAUCCACGUCUUCCCGUCACACGCUUCUCUUUCCGUUCUCCUUCCUCCCCCUCGCCCCGUCUUUCGGUAACGGUCCGGAGGGACGCAAGCGAUGGAGACGUCCGUGAUCGGCGGACGCGGGGCGUUUCAGGGCAGGCAGGUGGCGCUCUUCCGCGUCUCUGCGUUUAUUAAUCAUGCGUUCGUUGCAUAUCCGAUGAAAGCUGCCUGCGUCUCAGGUCCUGAAGUCUCGCGGUUGUCCAGCUCUCGUGAGUUUAAACCAGCGCUGUCAAACGAUUAAUCUUUGAGUACCGAGUGCAUUUAUUAUGCGUACAGAUCUCCCGUCUAAACUCCUCUUUCACUAUUGCAAAACGGAGAAAAAACAUUUUAUAUUUAAAAUUUUCUUAUUUGUAAAACACACAGAUGUGUCAAGCGCCGUUUAAAAUCACAAUUGAAAUUAAAAACUUGCUCAAAACAACAUUCGGGAUUAAACGGGUAGACUUCAUGACAUUUAUGACACUGACUUAUUAAAUAAAGCUGUUGUUAUAUCUAUGUAUUUGUGUGAAUAAAUGUACGUUUAUAUCAUUUGCAUUAUUUAGACCGAACACACAGACGUUUACGUCGAUGAUUAAUCGUUUGACGGCACUGCUUUAAACCGGUUCCCAUCCUAACAGUGUUCUGCUUUGAGGAAAGCAACCUAACCUGAUGUUUUAUUGAAUGAAGUGCCUGUGGAUCAUUAUUGUGGGUAACUUUACGACCCUCGUAGCAAUAUCAAAGAUUAUAAUACCAUGAUUUAAUCAGCGCUCCCUAAAACACGUAGUGUAGACGGCGUGAUGAAACUUAAGAGCUAAAUAGGAUUCUUUCUUUCUUUUCGUCGUGCGCUUUCUCUUUCUGCACACAUCUGUACUCGUCACUCCUCGCCAUUUUUCCCAUUUUUAGUCCUGUUAGUCAUUCAGGGAGUGUUUUAAACUCUUGACGCGGUCUUUAAUGGGAGCUUUCACCAAUGCGAAGAAUUAUGCGAUAAGAGAAAUACAAAAAAUACACAUUUGAUGCAGUUCAUUUUGAAAAAGCAUCUUUGUGCAAUGUUUUGCUUAGUUUUUUUUUUACCAAAAGUGGUGAGAUUUGUUUUAAAUGUAUUAUAAAACUGCAAAUUAAGAAAUCUUACCUACAUAUUCUAAUGUUAAUGCGGUUUUAAUAACUCCGUCCUUUAUAUACUUAAUGUGGCUUAAUCUAACAUACUGCGUGUUUCUUAUUGCACUGCCGUUAACAAGUUUGGGCAUGAUUUUUUUUUUCCGUGUUUUACGUCUCCAAGGCCGCAUGCGUUCGAUCAAAAAAAAAACAUUCAAUUUGUACAAUAUCCUCACACUUUAAAAAGCCGUUUUCUAUGUUCAAAUGUAAUUCACUGAAUUUUCAGCAUCGCUGCUCCAGUCAGAAACCAUUCCAAGCAUUUCUGAUCGUCGGUGUUGAAAACAAAUACGCCGGCUAAUAUUUUUGCGCAAACGGUGACACUUUUUAUUUUUUCAAAACGUUCAGAAGAAUAGCGUUUGCUUGGUCCCUUCUCGAUCGAACUGACCCCCGACUUUUUAAUCGUACGCUCACGAACGCUUGCGGCCCUGCAUUCAGGGGCAAAUGUCUCCAGACCGCCGCUGAUUGGCCGUCGCCGCGCGUCUUUGGGCUAAUGAUGGUGUGAACUGCGCGUCUUCAGUCUGCGGCCUCUCCCGGUCGUUCCCUCCAUUCUGUGUCGCCCGAGUCGUUGACGCCUGCUCAAUGUCCUGAAAACGUCUGACAGACAUCAGGAUCACGUGAAGGAGUAUUUAAGCGCUGCUCAUAUUUUGAUCUCUUAACCUUACACCAGCCUGCGGUACUACUCCCCCAGUUCAACCUGCAGAGAUAAGCACAACGAUCCCACUAAGAUGUAUGAAUAGAAUUUGGCUAAAAAACGAUUUGUAUAUAUUCUAUAUUUCGAGGUGCAUCGUGACGGUGCCUUUUCAAGUCGUUUUAUUUAUGCAUUUUUUAAGAGUCGCAGUCGUUUUGUAGGAAUGAAAAUGAUUUUGGGAGCAACCGAGGCAAACCCCCAGACGGGAAAAAAUGAGAAAUAAACUGCUGAAACGAGCAUUUUCAAAAUAAAACGCAAACAAAAUCGUAAAGGUGGGUGCCCUUUACAUCCGACGUUUUAUUCGAUUUUAUUUUUAUGAGCGGUGUUUCACCAAACACAUCAUUCUGAGUCACCAGGGAUUCAUUCUGUUCAGGGAUUGGGUUUAAUUACUGUUUAACGGCUGAAGCGUGUGGAAACGUCGAGAAUCGCUCUUUAGAUACCACAUUAUAAUCUUUUUUUCCUUGAAUCUGUCCGCCUGUGUUGUUCAUUGCCCGGCGCUCCGGUGUGGUGAAUCUGGUUUUCCCGGUCCCGUUUGAUCUGGGUCGUGUUUUGUGGGCUUCCCUGAGGACGUGGAUCUCCUCGGCACUGGAUCUGGAUCGCCUCUCUGUUCAUGCUGCUUGGAUACUAGAUAAACUCUUUUCUACUCCUGUGAAGUGACUGAGCAGCGGCGAAGCACCGGACGUGACGCUCGCUCUUCAGCUGUGUUUUACUCGCUCCUGGGGGUCGUCGAACAAUAAAUCAUCUAAAUGCAAGAGUUUGUAGCAACAAGAAUUAAGAUUAUUAUUAUUAUUAUAAAGAUUGAUAAUCAAUAUUUUAUGACACAAGCACAUAUUUUACUGACUAGGAUUUGUUCAAUAUGUCUAAUGCUAUAUGAAGUUUAGGCUGUGUAUGUCAGGGUCUUUUGUUUAGUAAGAAAUACAGUAAAUCUGAGUUAAGUUCA
This is a messenger RNA of Puntigrus tetrazona (Sumatra barb), 7008 nucleotides long. It is a transcript of the gene dlgap4b, whose product is annotated as discs, large (Drosophila) homolog-associated protein 4b. The transcript is spliced from 15 exons. Gene Ontology annotation, biological process: signaling. The record is from RefSeq and is a predicted model, not a curated record. Gene Ontology annotation, molecular function: molecular adaptor activity. Gene Ontology annotation, cellular component: postsynaptic specialization; glutamatergic synapse. NCBI's taxonomy places the organism in Eukaryota, Metazoa, Chordata, Actinopteri, Cypriniformes, Cyprinidae. The coding region runs from base 567 to 3920 and encodes 1117 amino acids.